AUGGUUGUACAGCUCUGUGAAUAUACUGAAGUCAUUAAGUUGUACACUUUAAUUGGUGGAUUCCCAGUAAAUUGUGCUAGGCUGCCUGAUGAUGUGUGGCUUGUGCUUUGGAUCGUAGUGCUUACCUAUGCUACUUAAGUUACAUACCCUGUGGCCUUUGUGGCCAGGACUGUGGGCUACUAGCUGGAGUGAUUCGUUAGGGGAAAGGACCCACAGCCUGUGCAGGAGGAAAAAAGCAUCUCAGAGUACAGGGUGGAUGAGCUGGAUGAGCUGGAUGAGCUGCUGGGCAAGAGCCACCACACCCAGGUGGUGAAUCUUAAGGAUAAGGUGGAAUUUGCCCUAGCUGUCCUGGACAGAAACUGCCCAGAGAAGAAUGAAUGGAGGACAUAG
Messenger RNA from Gorilla gorilla gorilla (western lowland gorilla), 390 nucleotides. It is a transcript of the gene SMIM12, whose product is annotated as small integral membrane protein 12. Lineage: Eukaryota; Metazoa; Chordata; Mammalia; Primates; Hominidae. The record is from RefSeq and is a predicted model, not a curated record.